This is a messenger RNA of Paramuricea clavata, 363 nucleotides long. Lineage: Eukaryota; Metazoa; Cnidaria; Anthozoa; Malacalcyonacea; Plexauridae. The record is from the annotation of a GenBank genome assembly.
AUGGAGUGUAAAAAAGGUGGCUUUAUACACGCGCGCCACGACCAAAUGAGAAAUCUGGAAGCUGCUCUCCUCUCUGAAAUCUGCAAUGAUGUUUCUAUCGAGCCACCUUUACCACCGGUGACAGGAGAAGAAUUUGCCUUGAGAUCAACAAACACAGAAGAUGAAUCACGACUUGAUGUGAAAGCUGGGGGUUUCUAUAGACAUGGCCAAAGUGCAUUUUUUGACAUAAGAGUAGCACAUCUUAACGCCGCGUCCUAUAAGUUACUACCAACCCACAAGAUCCUCUCACGUCAUGAGAAUGAGAAGAAAAGAGAAUAUAAUCGAAGAGUAAUUGAAAUUGAGCAAGCAGUUUUUACACCAUUG